AUGACCGACUCCCCACUCCCACGGAUUCCGCUGGAUCCGAAGGAGCAGCCCAUCCUCGACAAGCUGCAGUCCAUACGGACGGAGCUGGAACUACUGAAGCGUGAUCGGUCCACCUAUGUCAAGAGCCAAGAUGUCUUGAAGCUGUACGACCAAGUCAUCGAGCAGGUCAUAAUUCUCAACGAGAUACGGGAAACUAAGCGCCUGGAGCAGAACAAAGUCGAUUACAUGCUCGAUGAUUGCUUUCAGCUCAUAUCACUUGCGUAUCUGACCGUCGGAAAGAACCACGAACCACCAGCAGUCUACUCAUACAUAUCCACAAUCAAGCGCCUCUUGGACCAUCUCAAAGAAGCCACCUUCUACUCGCAAAAGGAUCUGGAAGCCCUGGACAAGAACCUGCAAGACUGCCGGCGUUAUGUUGAAAGGGGGCAGGAAGGUCACAGCCCUCAUCUGCUGACUCUCCUCGAUGCUCGUAUCAAAGUUUGCGAAGAGACACUAGCAGAACUGAAGCUGAACCUAUCCGGACUGACACCCGACCUGACACCGAAGUGGGAGAAGCUUGUCUCGAUACUACGAUCCCUUUGCGGUUGCAAUGCAAGAUCGAAGUUCCCACUUGAAGAGGUUGAGGAGUACUCAGAGGAGCUCAACAAACUCGACGAAGAGCUGAAAGAACACGGAAUUCGCGCGUAUGAGACGGAGGGAACCACUGAAGAGAAGCUGGCCGAGAUGGUCGACAAGAUGCAACUAGCCACCGAACACCCCGAGGCCGCACCAGACGCCAAGACUCUCAUCGGCACGCUGCUACGCCGUAAUUUGCUCUGGGUCACGUUGAUCAAGCAAAAGCAAGGACGCAUAUCGCCCGCUUUCAAAGACACCUACGACAAACUUCUUGCUAUCCGGAACAAACUCGAGAAGCUCACUCUGACACAGGCAUGGUCCCUUCGUGAGACUGAUCUAUGGGAUUUCCAGCGCCAGCUUGACCGCAUAGACGAGGCACGCGUUGACGGUAAUUUCGUUGAUGCACUUGGACGUCCAUCUGAGAUCUACGAGCAAAGGACACUACUCUAUCUUCUCAGGAAGAGCUACGCUCUCAUCUACCAGCUGCUCUUAACUUCAGAGCCUGUGUCAGAGGCAUUACUGCCAAUAUACAACCAGCUGACCACACUUCGGAAAUGCUUACUCGAAGUCAAGAAGCUGGGAGGUGUAUCCUCACCAAGAGAGCUGUACCCAUACAGUAUGAAGCUGAACUCAAUUGACAACAUGCGGGUAGACGGCAAGUUCAUGGUUGGCGAAGAGAUACCCGAUGGACAAGGACGCGUAACACAACUUCUGGAGGAAUGCUUCGAGCUCGCCUACGACCUGAGAAACGAUGCCGAAGACAACAACAGCUCCGCUGAUGUCACGCCAUCGACCGAAAAGCCCGAGCCCCUUAGCACCUGA
Messenger RNA from Alternaria ethzedia, 1437 nucleotides. RefSeq lists its product as uncharacterized. Gene Ontology annotation, cellular component: cytoplasm; nucleus. Lineage: Eukaryota; Fungi; Ascomycota; Dothideomycetes; Pleosporales; Pleosporaceae. The record is from RefSeq and is a predicted model, not a curated record. The transcript is spliced from 8 exons. The coding region runs from base 1 to 1437 and encodes 478 amino acids.